Messenger RNA from Rotaria sordida, 2287 nucleotides. The record is from the annotation of a GenBank genome assembly. Lineage: Eukaryota; Metazoa; Rotifera; Eurotatoria; Philodinida; Philodinidae.
UUAAUACAGUUCAAUGUGGAUUCUCUUAUCUUUUUGAUACUUUUAGUGUUUUUCACCAAAGGUUGAUCGUUUAGUUUCGAUUGGUUCAUUGCAUGAUGGAAAUAUUUAUGUAUGGAAUUGGCGAAAUAAGAAAAAGCUUACUUCAAAUAGAUGUCUGGGUUCUAUUCAUCGUGUUGCUUUUGCAGAAGACGGAAGCUAUUUUGUUACAGUUGGUAUUCGUCAUGUUAAAUUUUGGUAUUCUGUUGCAAAAUCAACGUCUGGCGUUGUACCAUUACGUGGACAUGAUGUGAUCUUAGGUGACAGUAGAAAUAAUCGUUUUAUUGAUGUCGUUUGUGGACGCAAGAACUGUACUGGUUUGACAUACGUCUUAACUGCAAAUGGUCUUAUUUGUCAAUUUGAUGAAAAUCGAAAAUUACGUGCUGACAAGAAACUUCAAGAAAAAACGAAUUGUUUAGCUAUUGGUGACUCGUAUCUUGUUGUUGGAUGUGAUAAAGGUGUUGUUUACGUAUUGUCAUCCGAAAUUCUUGAAAAUAUUAUGUCAGUACCGUUACCACAUUGUUUGGGUAUUGAUAUUAAUUUUAUUGCAUCAACUGAUCAGAUGACAUAUCCACAAAAACAAAAUAUUUCUUUUCCGAAUACAAUAGCUGUUUGUUUAGAUGAAAAUAAAUCACUGUUAACAUGCUUUUAUAAUGAUCAUAGUUUUUAUAUUUGGAAUAUAAGAAAUGGACAAGAAAUAGAAAAACGUGAUUGUUAUAUGUAUCAUUCGGAAUGUGUUUGGGGAAUCGAAACAUAUUCUAUCAGAAGCACAUCAUCUGCUACUUUUAAUCGGUUAAGUUUUAUAACAUGUUCAGCUGAUAAUACUGUACGUUUUUGGUCAUUAGAUCAUAAUGAAACUCGUUCAAAUUUUGCUUCGUCACCAGUUGAAAAUGUAUUAAAUAGACAUUUGAUGAAAAUUAUCUAUUUAGAUGAAGAUUAUUCAAAACUAUGUGAUAAUCCAACAACACAAGAGAAACCUGAAUCUACCACGAAACUCGGGGGUCGUUGUAUGAAAAUGGCGCCUGAUGGCUUGUCAUUAACUAUUGGUGAUCUUAAUGGAAAUAUUCGUAUAUUUGACAUGAAAACAUUCAAACAGAUAGCAUUUAUUGUAGCACAUGAUAAUGAAGUACUUAGUAUUGAUUAUGGUCAAUCAACCGAUAUGAAUGUGAUCUUUCUGGCGUCAAGUAGUCGUGAUCGUUUUGUUCAUAUAUUUGAUGUAUCAAAAGAUUAUCAAUUAAUUACAACAUUAGAUGAUCAUUCAGGAGCUGUAACAGCUAUUCGUUUUACAGAUUUAUCCAUAACUUCCGAUCUACAAUUGAUCUCCUGUGGUGCUGAUAAAUCAUUGAUAUUUCGAUCAAUUUCGAAAAAUGAAAACGGAAAAUAUCAAUUUCUUCGUUCACAUCAUGUUUUUGAAAAUCAAACAUUUUAUGACUUAACAGUUGACCGUUCACAUGAACUUGUUCAUACAGUUUGUCAAGAUCGAAUGAUAAGAACUUAUUAUACUAAAGAUGCUAAACGAGCUCGAGCUUGUAGAGAUACAACCAGUGAUAGUACCAGCUAUUUAAUCAAAAUUGAUAUUGAUCCAUCAGGAAAAUGUUUAGCAACAUCAUGUUCAAAUAGAUGUGUUUAUCUUUGGGAUGCAACAACAGCCGAAUGCAUUGCAUCAUUAUAUGGUCAUGGUGAAAUUGUCACAGAUUUAAAAUUUAGUGAUGAUGGACAUCAUCUCUAUACGGUUGCAGGUGAUAGUUGUAUUUUUGUGUGGAAUAUUGGAGAAUUACUUGUUGCAUCGUCAAGUUAUCGAUCAAUAUCAGCUCCACCAUUGAAAACAAAUGAUUGUAUUGUAGUUGAAAGGGUUGAAACAAUUUCACAGACAUCGAACCUAACUGAAGCACGCCACCCGCAAACAAAUAGUCAGCGAAGUUUUCGAAAAAGUUCUCAACCUGGUUCAAUAUCAAAUGAAUCUGAAUUCUCUGAUUCACAAUUACGGAGCUUUUUAGAUAAAGAAGUAAUCGAUAAAACAAUUUCUCCACAACAUAAUGAUUCAGUUUUUAUUGAAGAAGAUAACGAUGAUGAAACUGCAGAUAAUGUAGUUAACUCAACUGUAGAAAUGAAUUCAUUUUUUAAUGAAAAUUAUAAUCAUGAAUAUUCAACAAUUAAUACAGCUGAUGCCAGUGAAACUUCCAAACGUCUAUUCCAAAGACAAGACAGUAUUUCAUCUCGUUUUUCUUCCCUAUCAAUACAAAUGACGUAA